Spodoptera littoralis (African cotton leafworm) is the source of this 4360-nucleotide messenger RNA. The record is from the annotation of a GenBank genome assembly. Lineage: Eukaryota; Metazoa; Arthropoda; Insecta; Lepidoptera; Noctuidae.
CACAAACUGUCAGUGUCAGUGUCGUGGCAACGUGCACAUCACAUCGGUUGAUUCUUUUCCUCCCUUUCCUAUUAGGAAGAAUUUGUGCAUGAAUAAAAUUGCUGAAUAAAUCCUAACUAAAAUGGCUACUUUAGAUCGGAAAGGCACCUUUAAGGUGGAAUAUCUUCAAGAUAUUGAGAAGAAGGUUCAGGCAAAAUGGGAUAGUGAGAAGAUAUUUGAAAUGGAAGCACCAGACGAUGGGAAAGCUCAUGAAAAAUUUAUGUGUACCUUUCCCUACCCAUAUAUGAAUGGUCGAUUACAUCUUGGCCAUACAUUUUCACUAUCAAAAUGUGAGUUUGCUUCAAGAUACUACAGACUAAAAGGGAGAAAAGUUUUGUUUCCAUUUGGUUUUCACUGUACUGGUAUGCCAAUAAAAGCCUGUGCUGAUAAGUUAAAAAGAGAAAUGGCUCUCUAUGGUUGCCCUCCAGUAUUCCCUGAAGAAGAAGAGGUUGUAGUCAAGGAGGAAGGAGAUAUUGUGCCCAAAGACAAAAGUAAAGGAAAAAAAAGUAAAGCAGUAGCAAAGACAGGUGGAGCUAAGUACCAAUGGCAAAUAAUGCAGAGUCUGGGAGUUCCUGAAGAGGAAAUUAAACUAUUCGCUGAUGAGAGUCACUGGCUGGAAUAUUUCCCUCCAUUAGCAGUAGCAGAUCUGAAGAGAAUGGGUAUUCAUGUUGAUUGGCGUAGAAAAUUCAUCACUACUGAUGCAAAUCCAUUCUAUGACUCAUUCAUUAGAUGGCAAUUCUACCAUCUCAAGGAACGCAAUAAGAUCAUGUAUGGAAAACGUUAUACCAUAUUUUCGCCUUUGGACAAGCAGCCUUGUAUGGACCACGACAGGAGUACAGGAGAGGGGGCUGGCCCUCAAGAGUACACACUUCUAAAAAUGGAAGUGAUUGAGCCUUUCCCAAAAGUUCUCAAGUCUCUACAAAGUAAACAAGUGAGUUUAGUUGCAGCAACCUUAAGACCAGAGACAAUGUACGGACAAACUAACUGUUGGGUCCAUCCUGAUAUCAAAUACAUUGCUUUUGAAACUGUUAAUGAUGGUAUAUUUAUUUGUACUAAAAGAGCAGCAAGGAAUAUGGCCUAUCAAGGUUUUACAGAAAAGGAUGGAGAAGUUAAGGUAUUAAUGGAAGUUGUAGGACAAGACUUAUUGGGUACAGUCCUGAAGUCCCCAUUUACUUGUUACCCAAAGAUAUAUGCUCUCCCUAUGUUGACUAUCAAGGAGGAUAAAGGCACUGGAAUUGUCACCAGUGUACCAUCAGACUCCCCUGAUGACUAUGCGGCACUUGUGGACUUACAAAAGAAACCAGCUUUUCGUGAAAAGUAUGGUAUCCAAGAUGAAAUGGUACUUCCAUUCAAACCUGUACCUAUUUUAGAAAUUCCUGAAUUUGGUAAUUUAUCAGCUGUGCAUGUCUAUGACAAAUUAAAGAUUCAAAGUCAGAAUGAUAAAGAUAAGCUGACUCAAGCUAAAGAGAUGGUUUACUUGAAAGGAUUCUAUGAUGGUGUGCUACUUGUUGGGGAAUAUAAAGGGAAGAAAAUUCAAGACGUUAAAAAGAAUUUGCAAGCAAAACUUGUUGAGGAGAAGGGUGCUGUGAUUUAUUAUGAACCUGAAAAGACCAUCAUGUCAAGGUCAGGGGAUGAAUGUGUUGUAGCUCUUUGUAAUCAAUGGUACUUGGAUUAUGGUAAUGAAGAAUGGAAGAGUCAGGUGGAAAAAGCUCUCGCUGCCAUGAAUACUUAUCAUGAUGAAGUCAGGAAGAAUUUCCAGGCCACUCUGAAGUGGCUACAUGAGUAUGCUUGCUCAAGGCAAUAUGGAUUAGGUACAAAACUGCCUUGGGAUCAGCAAUGGUUAAUUGAAUCUUUAUCAGAUUCUACUAUUUACAAUGCAUACUACACAAUUGCUCACUUCAUACAGGGUGAUACAUUUAGAGGGAAUAAGGAAAAUGCUCUGAAAAUAAAACCCGAAGACAUGACUAUGGCUGUUUGGGAUUAUAUUUUCUUCAAAGAUGCUCCUUUGCCAAAAAAUACAAAAAUUCCCAAAGCGUCACUGGACCUAAUGAGGAAGUCAUUCCAGUUUUGGUAUCCAGUUGAUCUGAGAGUGUCAGGGAAGGAUCUCAUUCAAAAUCAUUUAACGUUCUAUAUCUACAAUCAUUGCGCUAUAUGGCCAAAAGAAGAGGACAAAUGGCCCAAAGGGAUCAGGGCUAAUGGGCAUCUUAUGUUGAACUCUGCUAAAAUGUCGAAGUCCGAUGGAAACUUCUUAACGCUCACUGAGUCCAUUGACAAGUUCAGUGCGGAUGGAAUGCGUUUAACUUUAGCAGAUGCUGGAGAUUCAGUUGAAGACGCGAACUUUGUUGAGAACACUGCAGAUGCUGCGAUUUUGAGAUUGUACACUUUCAUUGAAUGGGUGAAAGAAAUAAUUGCAACAAAAUCUACUCUGCGUACAGGAGAGCACAACUUCCACGAUAAGGUAUUCGUGAGCGAAAUGAACACCAAAAUCAAUCAGACUAAUGACAACUAUUGUAAGAUGCUGUUCAAGGAAGCUUUGAAGACUGGUUUCUUUGAGCUUCAAGCAGCGAGGGAUAAGUACAGGGAGUUGUGUUCAGAAGGUGGCAUGCACGCUGACCUUGUGACGCGGUACAUUGAGACACAGGCGAAGCUCAUGUCGCCUAUUUGUCCACACGUUGCUGAACAUGUGUGGGAGCUGUUGGGCAAUAAAACAAGUAUACUCCACGAGCUCUGGCCAGUCGCAGGCGACAUCGAUGAAACAUCGAUCAAAGCCAGCAACUAUUUGAUGGACGCGGCGCAUUCCUUCCGUAUCUACUUGAAGAAUCAUUGUGCAGUGAAAAAGCCUAAAAAAGGAGAGGCUCCGAAACCAGAAAAGAAACCAAAUAAGGCUAUUAUUUGGGUUGCCAAGGAGUAUCCCAAGUGGCAGCAUGUUAUUUUGACUACUAUGAAAGAAUUAAAUGGACCAAAUGGUCUUCCUGACAAUAAGGAGAUAUCCAGCAAGCUGGGUGCUAUACCAGAACUUAAAAAAUACAUGAAACGAGUUAUGCCUUUUGUGCAAGCAACCAGAGAAAAUAUGGAGCGCAUUGGCAUCGAAGCUCUGUCUGUGGGACUGCCCUUCGAUGAAGCUGUCAUUCUCUUGGAAAAUAAACCGUAUUUACUAAACACUUUAGAUCUGGACUCAAUAGAAGUAAAAUAUACGGAUGACCCAGAAGCCCCCGAAAAGACAAGGGAAGACUGCGCGCCGGGUCAGCCUCACGUGUCGUUUAGCGUAGAGACAGGAGUGGACGCCACGUUCAUCAACCCCACUCCACACAACGGACUGUUCACAGUCUCCGCCACACUCGCUGAUGGGGACACCAUCGAAAGAGUGAAGGCCAAGAUCGCAAAAGAAGUAAAGGCGAUAAAAGAUUUAAGCAGCCUAAAAGUGUGGAGAUAUAAAGACCCUAUCGUAGGCCCCAGGACAAUCCCUGUACCCGGAGACCAUGAGAACAAAUGUAUAGUAUUAGACGAUACAGCUGUACUGAAGGUGGAUGUGAAUGCAGUCACCGUGGAACUGGUCUCCAACGGAAAGAACCUGCCUGUUGGCACCAAACUAGUUUAUACAUACGAAAAAUAAUUCUGUUCUUAUAUAGGAAUAAAUUAUUUAUUGUCAUUUUAACGAUGAUUUAUUAUUGCCAUUAAUUUAGAAUGAAAUGACCCUGGUUUGUAUAAUCUAUGCUGUGGAUUGCAUUGAUUUUGUGUAAAAUAACAGUUGCGCCGUUGAUUCGCUUAAUAAGUAAAAAAACUUUAGUUGCAGUAAUACUUGUAUUGCUGCAGCGAACGUUUUUGCUUGUUCGAGUAUAAAUAGAUUUAUUACAUAAUAUUGUAUAAUGACAUAAUAAAAUAGUCAACAAGAAGCAAAUAGCUAGCUAAGUGGGUGCGCUGGGUGCAAACAGUCGUUCUAGCCCGGCGCCCUCCGGAGUGUCGAUGGCACUGCGCGGCUUGUCCUUCACUAUGUGCAUUGUUGGCAAGUCCAGGAUAUACACUUCUUUCUUGAACAGCUGGCCCACAUUGCGACCGAUUAGCUGAAAUAAGGAUAAGAAACAAUAAGGUCAAGACUUAAAACAUACAGAAAUAGGAUUAACAUAAGAUAGUUAUGUAAUGAGCUUACCCUAGAAGUGAUUUUCUUGAAUAAGUCACGUUUGCUCUUAUCAAUUUUCGAGGUCUUUGUGUUGUGAGAGUUGAGUUUCUCGUCGAGUCGGUGGAGAUCGUGCGCGUCCACGUCGGGGAUGGCACGUAGUACUGCUACUAUGCCGGGAAAUAGAGGACGCAGGAUCUCGUACGU